Molecule: messenger RNA, 528 nt
Organism: Sorex araneus (European shrew)
Lineage: Eukaryota; Metazoa; Chordata; Mammalia; Eulipotyphla; Soricidae
Product: granzyme B-like
Exons: 4
Coding region: 1-528 (175 amino acids)
Biological process (GO): proteolysis
Molecular function (GO): serine-type endopeptidase activity
Source: RefSeq, a predicted model, not a curated record
AUGAUGAAUAUGAAUCUAGCAGUGAAUAUGAAUAUGAAUAUGAAUCUAGCAGUGAAUAUGAAUUUAGCAGUGCCAGAACUGCUAAACAAGAAAGGUUAUAUCAUUGGGGGUCAUGAGGCCAAACCGCACUCCCGACCCUACAUGGCAUACCUGGAGAUCCACGAUCAGAAGUCUGAAAUAUUCCAAUGUGGUGGGUUCCUGAUCCAAGAGGACGUGGUGAUGACGGCCGCUCACUGUAAUGGCAGAAAAAUCGAGGUAAUCCUGGGUACCAACAACAUUGGCAAAAUAAGGGAUUGGUUCAGGAAGAAGAUCUCUGUGUGUGCAACGUUCCCUCAUCAGGACUAUAAUGAAGACACUUUCUCUAAUGAUAUCAUGUUGCUGAAGGGAGACUCCGGAGGUCCUCUCGUGUGUGACAACGUAGCUCAAGGCAUCGUGUCCUAUGGAGAUGUAAAUGGAAUUCGUCCAGGUGUCUACACCAGAAUCUCCUUUUUCCUGCCCUGGAUAAAAGAAACGCUGAGAAGAAUGUAA